Oryza sativa Japonica Group (Japanese rice) is the source of this 1625-nucleotide messenger RNA. Its product is annotated as hydroxyproline O-arabinosyltransferase NOD3. Gene Ontology annotation, molecular function: glycosyltransferase activity. NCBI's taxonomy places the organism in Eukaryota, Viridiplantae, Streptophyta, Magnoliopsida, Poales, Poaceae. The record is from RefSeq and is a predicted model, not a curated record.
UUCUCCUGUUAAUUAUUCGCUUCCCUCGCAAGGGAGGAGGAGACGCGCCGCCCCUCGAAUCCAAACCCCCAAAAUUCCCAGAGAGAUGAACGCGGCGGCGCGGAAGGCCGCCGCCGCGGCGCGGCUGCCGGCGGCGGUGCUGGUGGUGGUAGCGGUGGGGGCGUUCCUGAUCUCCUACAACCUCCUGGCCAUCGUGCUCCGGGGUGGCGGCGGCGCGGCCACCGGGGCGGGGAGGGAGAGGGACCCGGUGGUGGCGAUGCCGGGGUGGAUGCGGGCGGCUGGGUCGGCGGGCGGGGGGCGGCGGCGGCCGUUCCACGUGGCGCUCACGGCGACCGACGCCGCGUACAGCCGGUGGCAGUGCCGGGUGAUGUACUACUGGUACAAGCGGAUGCAGGCGCGGCCGGAGGGCGCCGACAUGGGAGGCUUCACCCGCGUGCUCCACUCCGGGAAGCCCGACGCCCUCAUGGGCGAGAUCCCCACCUUCGUCGUCGACCCCCUCCCCGCCGGCAAGGACCAUGGCUAUGUCGUACUAAAUAGGCCCUGGGCAUUUGUACAGUGGCUGGAGAAAGCAAAGAUUGAAGAAGAAUACAUAUUGAUGGCAGAACCAGAUCAUAUAUUUGUGAGACCUUUACCAAAUUUAGCCCGCGAUGAUCCAGCAGCAUUCCCUUUCUUUUACAUUACACCAUCAGAACAUGAAAGUGUUCUCAGGAAAUAUUAUCCUAAAGAAAGAGGCCCUGUCACAAAUAUCGACCCUAUUGGGAAUUCCCCUGUAAUCAUUAAGAAGAUACAACUUGAGAAGAUUGCCCCUACAUGGAUGAAUGUAUCGAUUCAAAUGAAAGAAGAUCAGGAGACAGAUAAAGCUUUUGGAUGGGUCUUGGAAAUGUAUGCAUAUGCUGUUGCUAGUGCACUCCAUGGGGUUCAACAUAUCCUUCGAAAAGAUUUCAUGAUUCAGCCACCUUUUGAUACCAAACUUGGGAAUACAUUUAUUAUCCACUUCACUUACGGAUGUGACUAUACACUCAAGGGUGUACUAACCUAUGGAAAAAUUGGUGAAUGGAGAUUUGACAAGAGAGCAUACCAAGACAGGCCACCGCCACGAAAUCUUACAUUGCCCCCUCCAGGAGUACCAGAAAGUGUGGUUACACUUGUAAAGAUGGUAAACGAGGCUACCGCAAACCUUCCAGGGUGGGAUGAUGGAAGAUAGACUAUGACGACAAAUGUUGCUGAUUAGUGAUUACUCAUUCUGAUAGCUGCCCCAUUCCUCUCUAUUCAGGGGCAAUACACCAUAAAUGAUAGAAAUCGAUAGUUUUCCCAGUAUACUUACAGAAAGAAAACAAGAUAGCAGCCCAAAAGUUUUUUUGAUGAAAUUAUAUCGAAAUGCUACUAGUAUAAACACCUAAAGUAUAGUUAUGCCAGUAAAAUGGUGAUUGCACCUCUGACAUCUCUAUAGAGUUACUGAGCAUAUGUUGAUCUGUUGUCCAAUUGUUUGUUCGAACUAUACCGCUGUGUAAAUAGUGAACUGUAGCUUAUUGGCAUGCAAACAAUGUUUGCGAAUGCCAAAGUUAAAUAUCGCCUAUAUAAUGUCAAUAAAAUACAAUGGUUUAGUCGUUCGUUUUGCAAAAUAA